This is a messenger RNA of Xenia sp. Carnegie-2017, 2555 nucleotides long. RefSeq names its product calcyphosin-2-like. The transcript has 19 exons. The coding region runs from base 124 to 2148 and encodes 674 amino acids. Gene Ontology annotation, molecular function: calcium ion binding. The record is from RefSeq and is a predicted model, not a curated record. NCBI's taxonomy places the organism in Eukaryota, Metazoa, Cnidaria, Anthozoa, Malacalcyonacea, Xeniidae.
AUUUUCUGUUAUCAGUUGAAAACGCAAUAAAGAAAUUUGACAGUGUUUUAUCGUUGCUUGGUUACUUGUUUUCUUUUCUUAACUUAGUGGCUGGUGUUUUUGCUGUUGAUAAAGUUAUCUAAAAUGGCGUUCAUUGAUCUUUCCGUAAAAGGGAAAGCCAGUCCAAGACAUGAGCGUCCAUUUAGCGGGAAACGAGUUAGUUAUGCGUACAAGAAUACAAAUACCAAAUCCAAUAUAUUUGGAAUCGAUGACAACGAAGCAAUGCCAAAAAGAGAGAUUUCAAAAUCUGCCUUGAAUGCAAAAUCCAGUGAGAAAUCACUGUCUCCAGAUGUUGAAAGUUAUUCAAAAGCAAUUACUACACAAUCUGUUGGCGCUUGUAUACCCCAACAAUCCCAGUUGCAUUCAACAAAAAAGCGUGUUGGAAAAACGGAAGAAAGAAAGGCUGAAUCCAAUGUGUCUGAAGCGAAUGGAACACAUCACGUUGACAAUAUUUUGAGAACCAGAUCAAGAAAAGCACCACAAGGUGUACCCAGGUUACAGUUAGGAGCUUUAGCUGAUAAAGAUGACAAGUUGCAAAAUCCUCGCGAAAAUUGCACACCUAAUUUGAAGACACCUGACUCACAAACAAGCAUUAGCUGGGGAACUCCAAUAAACAACCGAUGCCACAACAAUGAUAAAGACACAACUAGUUUUCAAGUCUGUUCAGAUAAUGCAAUGGAUAGACUUCUUUCAUCGCAACGUCGAAAGCCAAAUAGCAUACCUGACUUAGAUCUUCAGCUUUCCCACAGUGGAAAUGAACAAUUUAAGAAGGCUUUGCGAGAGCGAAAUCAACGUGAAAAAGAUCAGUUGAUUUCACGGAAGGAGGAUAAAUUACAAAGUGUAGAGUCUUGGUCAGUUCAGCCUCAAAAAAAUUGCGAAAUGCGAAACAAAGUUGCUGACGAGAAGGCAAAACUUCGAGCGACUCGUAAGAAUGAGUUAAUUGAUGAAGCUCUGCUUGAUGACGAACUAUCGAGAGAGACAACAGUUGGUGGACACGUCACCACAUCUACGUCAUCAUUUCAAAAUGAUCACGUGGGACCACGAGAAAGACGUCACCAAGCUUUAUUCAACAGGAAUCCGACUGCGACGACUACUGUAACACAAAGUCUGCUCAACCAACGCCUGCGAUUUUCAGCGCGAGUUCUCAGUAAGGAUGGACAUCAUGCCCAUCGUGAAUUAAAUGGAUUUUAUUUUCCAUCGGAUGGAACGUUAACCGUCUAUGAAUUCAGGCAAUUUGGAAGCAGAUACUCCGCUAUUCCUUUCAUUCAACACGGGAAGUACCAUCAUGUUAAAGGAAAGACGAAAGAUCAACUUUACACGUAUCAAGAUAUUUUUGUUGGAAAUGACUUGGUAUUUGAAACUUCGAAGCAUUCAUCUUUACCUGACAGUCUCAAACACAAGCAUCUUAUAACUCUACGUAUAACUGACGUUGACAUCAAAGCAAAGCAAGAAUUGAUUUUCAAAGAGCGACAUUCACCAAUAGGAGAAAUAUCUGAUGAACUUUUGCAAAGAAACAUGACUGAAGAUGAAAGGGAAAAAAGAGAUAUCAUUUCAAACGUUAAAGCGACUGUUCGUAAACAGUUAAAAAAACGUGGAGUAAAGACAUUGACAGGACUGGGGAGAUAUUUUCAAACGCUUGAUACAACGGGUGAUGGAAGAAUUGAUAAACACGAAUUUAAAGAAGCGUUAAAGAAAUUUAAUAUUCAAAUUCCCCCAGAGAAAUUCGAUGAAAUAUGGCAAAUUGUCGAUGAAAACCACGAUGGAGCUUUGGAUUACGGUGAAUUUAUGCGAAACUUUAUUGAUGAAAUGAGCGAAGGACGAAAGACGCUUGUUCUUAAGGUUUUCAGAAAGAUGGAUGCAAACAAACACGGUGUCGUACCGUUGACCAACAUGGUCAAAUUCUUCAAUGCAAGACAUCAUCCAUGCGUUAUCUCAGGUGAAGUGAGUGAGGAUGAAGUUCGUGAACAGCUGUUGGAUGCUUUUGAACAUUGCAAGAAAAAGAGUGAAGUGCCAUAUUCAGAUUUUGAAGAUUACUUUGAAGGACUUAGCCUAACCAUUGACGAUGACGAUGAAUUCACGAUGAUUAUGAGAAGUUGUUGGGCAAUUUGACAAUUAAUUGUAUUAGAAUACGAUGUUGAUGUAUAUGUUGCAAUUUAACUAUAUUAACUGUCCCUAAAUCUGAUGUGAGAUUUAAGUUGUAAGAGUGUAAUUGUAAGGACUUUAGCAUUCUUUAAUAAAGCUGUAGAAAAAACCGGAUGUUUUUACUUAAAAUAUGCUAGAUAUUUAAAUAGUAAAAUUAAAUAGUAAAAUUAUGUACAAAUAAGUUAUAUAAUCGUUCAGUUAUAUUUUCUUAAACGUGAAUGAUGUUAUAAACAGACAUUUCACAAAAGUUUCAAGCAGAAACGUUGUCAUGUUUACAGUCGGUGAGCAAUCGUGAUUGUUCGUUGCCAUCAUUUCCAUAACGUAAAUAAAAGAUGUUAGACAUUAUGUGAAAAUACAUUCGUUUGAAAAUCUUA